AUGACUGAGGCAUUACGUAAACCAGACGCCCUGCGUCGAAACCUCCUCAUGCUGAGGUGCGUAGGUCUUUGGCCAGAAGGAAAAAAGUACUUCACGAAUACUAAUUACACGUAUUACUCCAUUUGGAUGGUGAUUUUUUUCCUCAUCUUAGACUACUUGGCGGUGUCUUCCACGAUGUUCUAUUGCUAUGGGGACUGGGAGAUGUUGUCGAACAGAGUGAGCUACUUCGCGCAGAGGUCGAUCACUUUGGUACAGGUGAUCUUCUUCCUGCGAAAACUGGUCGUCACCAAGACCAUAAUGGAGCAACUGGACCAAGACAUCAUCCAGCCAAAAACCUUCGCCGAAUGCGAGAUAGUCAGGAGAUCGUUGACGAGUUAUUUCUUCAUCACCACCUCCUACUUUUUAUUCUGUUCGAUCACCUGCGUCAUUUACCUAUUGCUUCCCUUUCUGAUGGGCGAGAGGAGGUAUCCUUUCGAAGUUUGGUAUCCUCUACAGGAUCUGGCCUCCCCUUUGUACGAAAUCGUCUAUGUCCAUCAAUGCGUGGCCGUGUGGCUCAACCAUCUGAUCCACACUGGCGUCGAUAUGUUGUGCGCUGGUUUGAUGGCCACCAUCGGCAGUCAGUGUGACUUGUUGAGAGCGAGACUGGUGAAUUUUCAACCUAGAGAGACUAAAUUUGGUCGAUAUGAUUUGUAUUUCAGGGAUAUCUUUGCUCAUCAUCGUGAAAUUCUGCUUUUGUCGAAAAGAGUAAAUGUGCUCUUUUCCCAUUUGGUGUUUGGUGAAAUCUCCUUGGUCAUAAUCCUCUUAUGUACUGCUCUUUUUCGGUUGUCAGCUGUGGUUGAUAAAGCGCCGUUUGAGUUCUUAUUGCUCGGUGCAUUUGCUUUCGCAAUGACUUUGCAGUUGUUCCUCUAUUGUUGGUUCGGAUCCGAGGUAUUUAGUAAGAUUAUGAAGUCCUCUUGGUCAUUCUACGUACUCCUUCAACAAAUGAAUGCGAAUGAAGCAAAUUCCCCAUGA
Messenger RNA from Coccinella septempunctata (seven-spotted ladybird), 1011 nucleotides. RefSeq names its product odorant receptor 46a-like. Gene Ontology annotation, biological process: detection of chemical stimulus involved in sensory perception of smell; sensory perception of smell. The transcript has 4 exons. Gene Ontology annotation, cellular component: plasma membrane. NCBI's taxonomy places the organism in Eukaryota, Metazoa, Arthropoda, Insecta, Coleoptera, Coccinellidae. The record is from RefSeq and is a predicted model, not a curated record. Bases 1 to 1011 code for a protein of 336 amino acids. Gene Ontology annotation, molecular function: odorant binding; olfactory receptor activity.